CAACUUUUACUAUCCAAUAAUUCAUGAGCACAAACCUCACCGACCCGUUCACCCCCUGGAGGAGCAGGAGGACCGGGAGGAGCAGGAGGAGCAGGAGGAGCAGGAGGAGCAGGAGGAGCGCCGGAGACGUUUCUGAGUUUCCGCUCCAGAGACCGGGAGUCUGUUUGGAUCCAGUUCCUGAGAUUCUGUUUAGGACACAAAGAGAGAGAGACAGCGUCUUCUGUCCGCGACUCUGAGGUUUGGAUGUCAGCAUGGAAAACAUCGAUGAAUACAUCUGGCAGCGCCGCAUCCAUCACGGGGUUCGGUACCAGAAAAGCGAUGUCCCUUUCCCCAAGUCGGUCCAGAUCGGUUUAGAUUUCAACGCGGCGUUGGAGAGGACGGAAAAGUUAGAUCUGUCUCUGCUGACGAACGGUGUGAUGCUCGAGCUCUGUGACUUUGCCAAAGCGGUGACUCGGUCCGAGAAGUACUUCCUGUUCGAGAUGCUGGAGUUCAACUUCGACCUCUGUUGCGACCCGGAUGACGACCGGCAGUUCUACCGCUACACAACGCGCAUUUCCGCCAAAAUGAAGCAGCUGAGGGAACAAUUCAAGACCAAACCGAGUAAAUGGAAAGAAUCUUUUCCACUGCCGGACCUAAGCUUUAUAUUAAAGUUCCCUGGGCCAGAGGAGCCCGAACGCUACUACCCUAAACGCAACAAAUCUAUCGACAUCUCGGUCCUCACUAACAGCAACAAGAACAGGCAGUCUGCAGAACAUCAGAAGACGGAGAGUAACGGAUCUCUCUUCAUCAGAAAGGGACGAGGAGGAGGCCGCUACAGAACAAAGGGAACUUACCCAUUCUGCAGAGACCUCGGCGUGACUUUCUGUGUUCGGACAGACGGCCCGCCCAAAGAGAAACUAGACCGAAGUCUGGUGAGCAUCGGCGUCAUGAUGGAACUGCUCAGCUUUUCUAAAGUACUUAGUGGAUCCCAACCUGGGAUAGUUCACGACUUGAUCAAGCAGAACUUUGGUUACGAGUUGGAUAAAAGGAUGUUUCAAAUGCACAGGACCAAGCUGAUGGAGAGGAAGUACGCCUGCUUGAUUCACGGGGGCAGGGAAGAUUUCCAAAAGGAGGUUUUUAAUAUCACUGUAAAACGGCAAAAACAGAGGCGGAAAAAGCCAAAAGAGCCGGACGCCGAUAACCAAGAUCUGGCAAGUCUAAUAGUGGCCGGUAAGAGGAGGGCGACUCUGAGGCUCAGAAACGGUGAUGAAGACUUUUAUCAGGAUACUGACCUGUCCUACAUGUGUCCGGUUGAUUUUGAGACCGACAUGCAGUCCGGUUCGGAGACAAACUUUCAGUGUGAAAGUUUGUCCGAUGUGAAGCAGGAAGAGGAGAAAGUUUUAAUCUCCCAGCCUCAGAUGUUCAGCGUUCGUCCAAAGAAAACGACUCUGAAAGUCUCAGAUCUUUUUUCUGAAGAUAAAACCGAAGCCACGAAUGUAAAAACACACAAACAGAAGCUGUGGAUGCGACGGGCUCUUCGCUCAAAAGAAAUCCUGAAGUCCAGCAGGAUAAACGACAUGUUUGCCCACUGCAGAGAGAGGGGCCUUGACUUUAACGUGGGCUCAGGCAACAAACAGAACUUGGAUCCACAGAUUUUAACCAACCACGUGUGGUGGGAGGUUCAUAAAUUUGCAACUACGAUGACAAAGAGUUUACGCAGUUUCUUAUUGGAAAUUCUGCACAACAACUUCACCCUCGUCCUCCAAGACGAAAUUCAUCAGCAAAACUUCAUGACGUACAUCAUAAAAAAAGAAAAGAUCCUUCAGAACCACCCUGAUGCAAAGAAGAUGGAGUUUCUCCACAGUCCCUUUCAGUUCCCUGAAGUUUACAACAUGAUUGAUGUGACAACUGAUUUCGAAGCUGGACAGGAAGCUGAGGCGGAGCAGCAGACGGACUGGGAUCCACCUCCGAGUUCGGCUACGAGCCAGGUGGGAGAUGAAGAGCAACACCAAUUCUGUAAAAACAUCGGCCUCGACCUGUGGUCUGCUGAAGAACGAUUGGCGAGCCAGAAGCUGGAUUUGGCGGUCCUGACCACCGGCGCUGUGCUCGAAGUGUUCGGCUUCAUCAGAGUGCUGUGUGGGUCGGUCCGCGAGAUAGUCACUGACGUCUUGGAGCACAACUUUGAUCUUGAUCUGAGUGGAGAAACGAAGGCCUCACAGGUGGUCCAGAGGUGGUACUCCAGCAAGGAUUGCCUGAUGAAAAGGAUAACCACAUCCCCAAAGAUCACCAGAUGGUUAAACAUGGUGGUCCCACUGAGCGGCAUAAAACAGGGAAUGGAGACUUCCGAUGAAUAUGAGGAGAAAAAGAUCAACAGCUAUCACAUCUGUGAAAAAAUCGGAUUGGACCUCAACGUCCGCUCAAAACAGAAAGCCAAAACAAAACUGGACCUGCGGGUGCUGACGAGGGGAGUCCUCCUGGAGAUGCACCGGUACGUGGAGCGACACUGCAACCGAUACGUUCCGGCUCUGUACGAGAUUCUGGAGUACAACUUUGAUCUGAGCUCUCAGAACCAUCGGAAGGUGGAGUUCGCCUGGUCCACUGCGUCGCAGGUGCUCUCCAUAGCAGCAAAACAUGACAGGAAGGGAGGCUAUCUGAACAAAGUGGUCGAGUUGCCCAUUGAGGUCUCCAAGCCCUCGGAGGUCAUCUGCAAAGAGGAACCGGACGACGACUUUGGCGAUCUGGACCUUAACGACAACGACGUCCUGUUUGUCCGAGAGCUGAAGCCUGUUGACAUAGAAGUAGAGAUCGAAUAGAGUCCUGAUGUCAUCGUAGGAAGUCAGUGCCGCUGUAAAAUACCAGAAAUGAGUCACUAAGACCCAAAGUGACGUCUUGAAAUUGCUUGUUUUUGUCCAAAAAACAAGCAAUUUCAAUGUAGAUGUUGAUUUUACUGUCACACAGAGAUGUCACGAGCACCAGAGGUGUCAGGUUCUGGGUAGGGUACUGAGAAGGAAGUGGUUGAACUCUACUUAAUAUAAUAUCCCAACGGGUUUACUGUAAACCACCUGAAAUAGAGGCUCGUAUGUCCUCCACUACAAGAACCAAUACUAUUCUGAAAACGUGACAGAGCUUGUGUGGAACUGGGGAGAAACGGAGCUAAAUUUCUCUUCAAUCCCAACAAAUUUCAGCUUUCCUGUUGUUGUUUUUUCAGCCUAACAUUAUUGAACCAGAGCAGCUGUCCGGGUUAAUGUUCGAUCCCCGGUGCUGCCUGGAGUCUGUGCUGCUGAAUUCAAGCUGCUAACCUCUUAGCACUCCGACGGCCCACUGACUUUUUGACACCUUUUUUCUUUUAGAGGCUGUGCUUGGCUCAGUUUUAUGCUAUAACUUUAAAAACUGACAUAGCCAUUUCCAAAGGUGUCCCUUGACCUCGGACCUUAGAAUAUCUAACUAAAAAUGGGUUCUCUGGAUUCCCACAAAUCUCUUCUUUAUAGACCACUUUAUGCCAAUCCCAUACAUGUUUGGCCAAAAAACAAAUAGUUAUUCUUACUAAGCACAAAUAUGUCAUUUUCGCUUACUGUACUUCAAUAUUUCUGUAUUUUGGGGCCCCUAAACCGUUUUGGGUAUGACUGGAAAGCGGAGACUCUUGUGGAUUCAAUGAACCCAUUUUUUACUAAAGUAAGUAAACACUCAAAUGAAUCUUCAGGUUCCCAUCGUUCAGAUGAGGGACGACUUCUAUUGACCGCUGACCUGCUGUCUCCCCCUAAAAAUCCACUGUCUCCCCACCCCGAUUCUCUAUAAAAGGGGGCAGAAUGGUAAGGGGUUAAUAGGGGUAAAGGUUAAAAUGUCCCGUAGAGAGCCGGGGAGAAACCGAGCUAAGUUUCUCUUCAAUCCCGACAAGUUUCAACCCUCCUGCUUGUUUUUUCAGCCUAACAUUGUUGAAGCAGAGCAGCUGUCCGGGUUAAAAGUGAGAAAGACGUCAGGAUGUUCAUGGACGUCAUUAUUUAUGUGCGAUAUCUGUUUCCGUCGAACUCCAUUUUCCACUUUUUCAAGACUUUUUUGAAAUAAUUGUUUUUUAAUGCGCAAAUCGCAAAUGUGCAAAACAACGUGGAUGGAAACACACCUGAUAUCAUUCAGGUGUUUCAUUCUGUCUCUGGUGGUCAGGAAGAAAAAAAUAGGAUUUAUUGUUUUUAUUGUUUCUGUUUUUGAAUGAGGUAUCAAAUGGUUUCAGGAAUCGUUGUAUUUCUCUGGUAUUGGCUUAAAAAUGUCUACAUUUCUGGCAUUGUGACGUCCCAACUGUCACUUCAGACAAAGUAAAGCAGCAACUGUUGACAAACGUACAAACAAACAGAAACAAACCUCUGAAAUAACCGUUAGAGUGGAAUAAACCCUGAACAGAAGCUGCUGAGCCUCAUAAUCACCUGACGACUGAAUGUAAACACUAUUUUGACAUGUCAAUUCUUUACAUUAAAGGUAAAUAUUAUAGAAGUUUAUGAAGUAUCUGUUAAGAAGAUAAACCCAGCUGCUCUCUGAUCAGUAAAGAUGGAUCUUUGUUUUGAUGUUCAUGUGGAAAUUUUCCUGUAAAAUGUUUAUUUUUUCCUCUUGUUGGGAAUUAAACCCUCGAUAAUCUUCAUUUUGUCUGUUUCAGAUUGAUUUCUGCUCCAACGCAGCAUCUAAAUGUCUUCAAUCCAAUUUAAAUAUUGU
This is a messenger RNA of Centropristis striata (black sea bass), 4677 nucleotides long. RefSeq lists its product as uncharacterized. The transcript is spliced from 2 exons. NCBI's taxonomy places the organism in Eukaryota, Metazoa, Chordata, Actinopteri, Perciformes, Serranidae. The record is from RefSeq and is a predicted model, not a curated record. The coding region runs from base 252 to 2792 and encodes 846 amino acids.